GCGUUACAUCGCGUGCCUAUUCAUAGAUGUUGCGAUUUAGGAACUUCGCAACGUCUGCUUCUAGUUUCCAUUUCCAAACUAUCCCAAUCUAGCUCUAAUGUUGUUGCUGACUGUUACCUAUUGCUUUUCUGAAUAGAUCUCUCCCCACUCACUAAUCUGCAUGCUUCUACAAUACAAAAAUACCUUCUGGCUAGACGCAAAUCACUGCAAUAAGUCUGGCUGAUUGGGUUCGCUUCCAGAGAAAACACAUCAACUUUAUGUCUUCUUUGUCCUAUCGGCUUUUAAAUAUUAAUACUAGGCUUAAAUAUACGACGUAUGUACAUGAAGCAUCAUCAAAACUUAGAAAUCGUGGCUUUUCCCGAAAAUGCAAAUCGCAAGUUCCAAGUGUUCAGGGAAGAGAUCUUCAGUAUGAUGAGCUGUCUCUUAAUGCGGCUAUCCUUAUCAAACAAUCUGAGUAUGCUUUGACCUCAAAGCAUACUCCCCCUAGGUUUCAGGAAAUCAUAAAAUGCUGUAGACAGUUUUGGAUGGCAAAUUUUCCUGAGUGGUCUCAUGUUCUUAAAAUAGAACUAGAAAAGGACACACAUUUUCUGGCUAACCAUGUUUCAGAACCUAGUUUCCCGCAUGGCUUCUCUGCGCAGCUACUGAAAAUAUUUAGUUUCAACAUCAGGCUCGAGGCAUUCUUAGAUUCAAGUAUUGCGUCAGGAGAGGUUUUUAAUUUCCUACGGUUUUGUGAUUCCGCUUACAAAGAAUCACGAACACCUAAAGGAUUUCAACGUGGGUAUGUUAUACAGUCCUCACUGGUGUACGAAAAGCUAGCAAAUCAUUAUGCAAAAAGUGCUAACUGGAGUGGAUACAUUAAAUUACUUGAACGAAUAAAAUGUGAGGGUUUGUUUCCUUCAAAAAAUACUUAUUUUUAUGGAUUCGAAUGUUUGGGUAAACUCAUAAACAGUGAUGGAUUUCCGGUUCCACCAUCUUCACAUCCUCACUCUUUGUCAAAAAAUGGAGCACUUAAUCGCAUGACUCCCAAGUCAGUCAUACCUAUGGGAGAAAUCGGACACCAAAUAAAAAAUCUGAUAAGUGCUACUGAAAAAGAGGGACAUGAUCUAACUCAGGGUUUAUUAGAUUUAUCUCUACAAGAAGGUUCAUUGAAAAAUAUUCUCACUGCUUUGUUGUAUGUCCGACCAAAUAUAAGUCCAAAUCUUAAUUACUUUGUACAUUAUUCAUCCAGCAAUAUUCCAACACCUACCAAACGUAGUAAGGAAAUAUCUCAUCCAGCUCAAAAGCAUUUAGAUAGUGUAAAACACGAACAUAAAAAUCCGUAUGCUGGUGUUUUCACGGGUUCUGAUGACAUCUCAAUGGCAUUUAAAAAUCAGAUGCAUAUAGAACAAAUGACAGAAGUCACUGUUUCACCUGUACUCUCACCAUUUGGUCAACCAGAAACUACCCCUUUAUCAGUAGAACUUAAAAAGAAUUUG
Schistosoma turkestanicum is the source of this 1475-nucleotide messenger RNA. The record is from the annotation of a GenBank genome assembly. NCBI's taxonomy places the organism in Eukaryota, Metazoa, Platyhelminthes, Trematoda, Strigeidida, Schistosomatidae.